GACCAAACCUCUCCCUACUAAACCGUUCCUGCACUCACUGCCGCCACAACCUCCGAUCAGAAGGCCGCCUCGAGGGGCUGUUCACGGCGUCGCCGGCAUCUUCGUCGGAAGAUCCACCGCCCUUCACGCCGGACCACCAUCUUCCCCCUUCUUCUUCUUGCUAAACCAGCCCCAACUCCGAGAACCCACCGUUCCCGCCGCUGUCGACGAAACCAACGACCACAUGCCGCGAACCAAGGCCGCGCCGGUGACGCUGCUCGUCGCCGGCCGUUGGGUCUUCUCCCUUCCUUCUCCUUUUCCCGCACGAGAAAAGCUCUCUCUCGCUCCUUCGUCAAGCACCGCCUGAGCGAUCCUGACCGCCACAAAGCAGAGCACCUCUGUGCCACAGGUCGCAACUAAGGUCGCAACCGGACCUCACGUUGACGUCUUCCACCCCCACGGCCAAAUCCACUUCUACCCCCAAAAUCGUCACUGCGCCAGCCACCUCUAGGAGUCCCACUAUUUAGCUAUAAGAGAAAACAGCCCCAAAGGCUUGCCGAGACAAUGAUUGGGGGUUUGCUUAUUGCCCGUGAGAAUCAAUGUACGAAGAAUUAUAUUGAUUACUCUGCCCACAAUUAUUAACGCUCUUCUUCGUGGCUUUUUAUUUUCAAAGGAGAAAUACAAGAAAGAGCCAUGCGACCAUUCUCAAGGAAAAUAUGUACGUGCUGUAAAAAGAUUGCUUUCACUGAUUCAAGAAGUAUAACAACUUACUUAACAAUUUGAUCAUAUUUGCUAGUUGGUCAUGAAACUGCCACUUUGGAGCCCUUACACUUCAAUUUGACAGAAACUGAGUUAGCGACUAAUAACUUUUCCAACGAAGACAAGAUAGGAAAAGGUGGAUUUGGAGAAGUUUAUAAGAUAAAAAGUUGACAGAUGAGCAAAUUAUCGACAAGAUUAAGUGUGGGGGAUCGUAGUUGUUGACGAGGAUUUCCUUGACAUUUGGUGCAACCAGAUUGCACAUGCACGGUUCCAUUUAAGUGCGACAUCAACUUAUAACAGUUAACCUCUGAUAUUAGUAUGUCAUCCAUGUUUGGUUUUUCCGUUUUUCAAGUCUCAAAUUGGACUUGGAAAAUCUUCACCUUCAGAUUAAUAUUUUCCAAUAUGAAUAACCCUUUCUUGCACUACAAGUUUCUGCAGGCAAUUUGUGUCGCUGAUUUAUUUACCUCUAGUUUUUAUGAUUAUCGAUUAAUAUAUUUCUUACAUUUUAUUAAAGCUUUUUGGUCUAAAAAGUACAAACUAGGGACGUAUAAAAUGGUUAGGUUUAUGGCUUUGUCCCAAAAAGCCGAAAACAAAGGUAGGGGUCACAUAUGACAUUGGAAUUUGAAGUUAGGUGUAGAAAACUUUUUCCUCUUGUGUGCAAAUUAAAAACUUGGUUUUCUGAGAUUGGAAUGGUUCAGCGAUUUUGGAUCUGUGAAAUAAAAAUAAAUUACCGCAAAACACGUGGUUUAAAGCAAUGUUUUUGCUUACAAUACAAUCUAAUUUUCGACUCUGUUUUCGGAUUCGGACUGAAGGCUCCACAAUCCAAAUUGCUGUUAGUAGAAAGACCCCACCACUCAUGGUUUUCUGAAGUAACGUCAUACUAACAAAUCAUCACAAGUAAAAAAUAUAUACAUAUAUUAUUAUGAAAAGCUAUCAAGUUAUGCACCAAAUUCUAUGUAUGAAGUUCUGCGUAAAUAGACAGAACAAUGGAUGCUUUCCUGUUUUACCUCAACAAUGAAUUAAACUGAAUAUGCAUAUAAAUAAUGACGAAAAGGAAGGGCUUCAAAUUCACGUGAAAAAAGUCCUCAUAUAUUUUUUAUCAUUCUAGGUAUAUAUGUUUUUCUCUUUAUCUAAUUCAUUUUCUUUGCACUGUCUUUGUCUCAUCACUUUUUGUAGCUUUUUUUCCACCCAAUCGAAGGAGGAGGAGCUGGUAUUGAAAAGUACUGUUAGUUAGUUAUCUGUAUGGGUUAUGAGAUAGUUAUUUUUGAUUAAGAAAAUAAUGGCAAUUAUGAUAUUAUACAGUGGCUUUUGAGCUUGUCAAUCAAUGCUAAGAAAGGAACACACGUAACCGACCACCUUGGAACCUUAUAAAAGAGUGUCUGUGCUUAAUCCCUGAACACACAUACACAUACUUAUUUUGCUUUCUUCCUCACUUUUGUUUUUUGAAAGAGUGUUUUUCUGAGGAGAGGAAUAAAACAUCCCCACCACCAUCCCCUUCUGUUCCUCAUAAUUAACACUUUCUCAAAACACACUCAGAAACAAGAAAAUAACCAAAACCUUUGAGAUGCAUGCACAACACAAAUCCCCCAAGACAUACCCGACACUUGCCCAGGUAUUAGAAGAAGUAAAGAGAAUGACAGACAUAGGGUUCCCAAUAUCAGCCAUGAGCUUUGUGGGGUACCUUAAAAACUUGACCUUAGCUGUGUGCAUGGGAAGGUUGGGAAGCCUGGAGUUAGCUGGAGGCUCUUUGGCCAUAGGUUUCACCAACAUAACUGGUUACUCUGUCCUCUCAGGUCUAGCCAUGGGCAUGGAACCCCUCUGCACCCAAGCCUUCGGUUCUAGAAACUUCUCCUUACUCUCUCUAACUCUGCACAGAACAAUUCUCAUGUUACUUCUAUUUUCUCUUCCCAUUUCUCUUCUUUGGCUCAACCUCCAACCUCUCAUGCUUUUCCUUCGUCAGAAUCCAGACAUAACUCGUGUAGCAACCCUCUAUUGCCGCUUCGCCAUCCCAGACCUCAUAGCCAACAGCUUCCUCCACCCUCUUCGCAUCUAUCUACGCAGCAAAGGAACAACUUGGCCACUGCUGUGGUGCACUUUACUUUCCAUUCUUCUACACCUUCCCACCAUCACCUUUCUAACCUUCAAACUCCACCUUGGCGUUCCGGGAAUCGCUGUUUCAUCCUUCGUUGCCAAUUUCAACAACCUUUUCUUCCUUCUUCUGUACAUGCUCUAUACACGCGUUCCCGAGGAGUCCUUACACAUGCCGUUACUACUGCCUCCUACCAUGUCACAUAAUAAUGUGAUAACAUGUGGUAGCAGUGGUAGUACUCUUGCCAUGGAGUGGGGUGUGCUACUGAAAUUUUCAAUACAAAGUUGUCUGGCUGUUUGCUUGGAAUGGUGGUGGUACGAAUUGAUGACAAUCUCAGCAGGCUACCUCAACAACCCUCGUGUUGCUCUAGCCACGGCUGGCAUAGUGAUACAAACCACAUCUCUUUUGUACACUUUGCCAACAGCACUGAGUGCAUCGGUGUCAACGAGAGUAGGGAAUGAGCUUGGGGCGGGGCAAGCUGAAAGAGCGAGUUUGGCAACGGUGGUAGCGAUUGGAUUAGCACUUGCAAGCUCAAUUUUUGGUUUAUUGUGGACCACUGUGGGAAGAGAAAAGUGGGGGAGAGUGUUCACCAGUGACGGUGAGGUGCUGCAACUGAGUAUGGCAGUCUUACCUAUAAUCGGAGUUUGUGAGUUAGCGAAUUGUCCACAAACCACAAGCUGUGGAAUCCUGAGAGGAAGUGCUAGGCCUGGUGUUGGGGCAGUUAUAAACUUUUGCUCCUUUUAUUUGGUGGGAGCACCGGUAGCCAUUGUUUUGGCCUUCGUUUGGAAACUUGGGAUGGUUGGGCUGUGUUAUGGAUUGCUGGCAGCACAGAUCGCAUGUGUGGUGUCAAUUUUCGUUGUGGUGUACAAAACUGACUGGGAAACGGAGUCAUUGAAAGCCAGAAGCUUGGUGGGAAAGGGUGUGUCUGGCACUUUCGCAUUUCAUCAGAACCAAAUUACGGUCAAAUGUGAAGAACCUGUUGUCUUUCUCAAAGACAACAACUCAGAAAAGUGAACAAGUUACGCCCCUGAUAUAUACACCAGAAACACUUCAACCCAAAAUUAUCAUUCUUUUAGUAUUGGAAAAUAGAUUGUUUUCACACCCCAAAUCUUGCAUCCUUCCCCAUUAAUACGUAAUGUAGGAGGAGGAUCUAAGAUUUUAGAGCGUGAAGUUUUAUUUUUUUACUGUGAUUAUACAUAUGCAUUUACAUAACGGUGAACUUUUUUUCCUUGCAGC
Messenger RNA from Vigna radiata var. radiata (mung bean), 4063 nucleotides. Its product is annotated as protein DETOXIFICATION 55-like. Lineage: Eukaryota; Viridiplantae; Streptophyta; Magnoliopsida; Fabales; Fabaceae. Bases 2303 to 3841 code for a protein of 512 amino acids. The transcript has 3 exons. Gene Ontology annotation, biological process: xenobiotic detoxification by transmembrane export across the plasma membrane. Gene Ontology annotation, molecular function: antiporter activity; xenobiotic transmembrane transporter activity. Gene Ontology annotation, cellular component: membrane. The record is from RefSeq and is a predicted model, not a curated record.